Molecule: messenger RNA, 2529 nt
Organism: Sesamum indicum (sesame)
Lineage: Eukaryota; Viridiplantae; Streptophyta; Magnoliopsida; Lamiales; Pedaliaceae
Biological process (GO): regulation of transcription by RNA polymerase II
Cellular component (GO): nucleus
Molecular function (GO): protein dimerization activity; DNA-binding transcription factor activity, RNA polymerase II-specific; RNA polymerase II cis-regulatory region sequence-specific DNA binding
Source: RefSeq, a predicted model, not a curated record
UGUAACUUGUGGAUUAGAUAAAUUUGGGUCUCGUCCUUGCACACACUACUGUCACCUAUGCUAUACGAGAGGAAACCAAUUGCCUAAAGACUCCAUGGACUGAUCAUUUGAAAUAUCUCUUUGUUUUUUCGAGGAUGCUGUCCUGGCCCCAUCAACUUUACCAGGUUAAACAGAAUCAAUACUUGCCAAUCAUUACAGAUAUUCAAGAUUAUUUAGGUCCCUGAACCUUGAAGAAGAUGAUGAUGCAAGUUGCUAAUGAUUAAUGAUCAAGGGAUGUCUCACAGCCUGUUCAACUAGGUAAGCUUUUGAAUUAUUUUGAGUUUUUGUGAUUUCACCAGUCGUGCUGGAUUGUAGAGUUGGCUACAUGACUAGGUUCAUUUAGUAAUUUAAGUGAUUUUUGUCUUAAUUCAUCUGACUAUGUUGUCCAAAGCAAUGAAAGUUGAUGAAAUGCUUGAGCAGUGCCUGUUUUAGACAUUUUCUUUUCCAAAGGUUUGGAGGAUUGGAGACAGGAGCCAGCUUGGAAGAGAUUAUGUCUACUGGAUGGUUCCAGAUAGAUUUUUUAGAAUAUCAGACUUACCUCCACGAUCGCCCUUUCCCAUAGACGACGUCGAUUUUCAUUUGAUUAAUCAUGGGAAAUGUUUAAUAAUUUGAAAAGGACCCCCACGUUCUGUAGAUUGACAGGUGGCAUUCCUUCCUCCUACCUUGCACCCCAGAAGAAUCUGAACACCAUUAUCUGGUAGAAGUGCUGUGAUUAACACUAGCUGAUGGCAGUUAAUCCAAUAUGGCUUUCAUCAAACGAGUGGGAUUUGUAUAAUGAACUCAUUAUAUGGACAAUUAUUUCUGUUCAGGCUUGAUGUGUUUUUUAAGGGUCUGAAAGGUUGCAUAAUUUUGCCCAUUAUUGCUGUGAACUCAGUCUUCCGUGAGUUGUAUAGGUCCCAGCUUGUAUCUUAUACUUGUAUCAGAGAGCUGGGACCCGUUUAAAUAUAAAUUAUCGGUAUUAUUAUCGAUAAUAUCUUUUUUUAAGUAGCUUAGCUAAGAGUAUAAAUAUGUCCUGGAUUUCCAAGCAUCGAGCAAGUCGAGCUGUUAUUUGAUAGUUAAUAGCAAAACAUUCUCCUCGGCUUCUCUAUCCAAAAUCAAGAAAAUGGAACACGUUGGAGCAAUUUCUGGAGGAGAAUGGAACCCCUUAAAUGGAAUGUGCUCUGACGAGGCUGAUUUCAUGGCACAAUUGCUUGGCAAUUGCUCGCUUCCAAACGAGGUGCCAAGCAGUUCGAACUUCCCUCUGUCCUCUGCAUUUUGGCCUGCUCACGAGUCGAAUGAGGAAAUUGCUGUAGAUGAAACUGCAAUGUACUCGUCAGAUGAAACUAAUACUAGUAUGUAUUCUUUUUCACAAGGGAGUAGUUAUAGUGGAAGCAGUGGUAUUCUUUUUCCCCAUCCCAGUCAUGAAAGCUACUAUCCUUGUGUGUCUCAUCAAGUUUUCAUGACUAAUAAUAGUAUGAUGACGAUGGAUUACUAUAUGGAGGGUAAGAAUAAUAGCUCCCGGAUUCAUAUACUUAGCACCAACGUGACAGAAGGUGACGACUUCCUGAACCAGGAUAUCAGCAAUGACAGUACAGUGUCUAACCAAAACAUGUCUGAAGAUGUUUUUCAAGGAAAGGACUUGCAGCUGGAGCAGGAGCCUGCAGUGCCAAUGUUGGAACUAGUGAAAGAAGACAAAGUCAGCAGCCCUUCAGAGUCGAAGAAAAGAUCUCGUGCCCCUGCAGAACUCCCAAGGAACAAGAGAAGCACAAAAAUCAAGAAGUGUCUGAAGCUUGAUGACAAUGGCAACGAUAAUAAUAGUAACCACAUCGCGUUGCUUCGGAGGCAGAGCUCCAGCAGCUACUCUUCUGAAGAUGAUUCAAAUGCUUCACAUGAAUUGAACGGAGUGACUUCGAGCUCAAGCUCAAAGGGCAGUGCAGCUCUCAACUUAAAUGGAAAAACACGAGCCAGCAGGGGUUCAGCUACUGAUCCUCAGAGCCUCUAUGCAAGGAAAAGAAGAGAAAGAAUAAAUGAGAGGCUGAGAAUCUUGCAGAACCUUGUCCCUAAUGGAACUAAGGUUGACAUCAGCACAAUGCUUGAAGAGGCUGUCCAGUAUGUAAAGUUCUUGCAACUUCAGAUUAAGCUCUUGAGCUCUGAUGACCUGUGGAUGUAUGCUCCUAUUGCCUACAAUGGAAUGGACAUAGGCCUUGAUUUAAAAAUCUCCACUCCAAAGCCACAAUCCUGAUGAAGAUGAUGGCUCAGUGGUGCAAGAUUUUCUGUGAAUAAAUACUGCAUCAUAAAUAGUUGCCAUUUCUGUAAUGGCGUUUUGUUCUUUUUCUCUUGAUGAAAACAUAACUGAGACAACGGCAAUCUCUCUUUGAUGAGGACUAAUUGAUCAUUCUUGUUUAUUAAUCCAAUAUAUACUUCUCAUGGCUGUCAUCUGAACAUGAUCGAUGACCAUUGUUUCCCUUUUUUUUCUGGCUGUUCUGGGAAGAGCCCAUGAGAUCAAAUUGU